This is a messenger RNA of Diospyros lotus (date-plum), 690 nucleotides long. Its product is annotated as SKP1-like protein 1B. The coding region runs from base 71 to 541 and encodes 156 amino acids. Gene Ontology annotation, molecular function: cullin family protein binding. The transcript has 2 exons. Lineage: Eukaryota; Viridiplantae; Streptophyta; Magnoliopsida; Ericales; Ebenaceae. Gene Ontology annotation, cellular component: cytoplasm; nucleus. The record is from RefSeq and is a predicted model, not a curated record. Gene Ontology annotation, biological process: SCF-dependent proteasomal ubiquitin-dependent protein catabolic process.
GUUAUUCCCAAAUUCCCAAUUCGCAUCCCCUCUCUCUCUCUCUCUCGGGUUAGGGUUUCGUGUGGAGACGAUGUCGUGGACGAAGAAGGUCACGCUGAGGAGCUCGGACGGGGAGGCGUUCGAGGUGGAGGAGGCCGUGGUGGCGGAAUCGCAGACGAUAAAGCAUAUGAUUGAGGAUGAUUGUGCCAACAGCAUCAUACCGCUUCCGAACGUCACAAGUAAGAUCUUGGCUAAGGUCAUAGAGUACUGUAAGAAGCACGUUGAGGCCGCCUCCAAGAGCGAGGAUCGUGCACCUGAUGAAGAACUGAAGGCCUGGGAUGCCGACUUCGUCAAAGUGGACCAGCCCACCCUGUUCGAUCUCAUCUUGGCAGCUAAUUAUCUGAACAUAAAGAGCCUGCUAGAUCUGACCUGCCAGACAGUUGCUGACAUGAUAAAAUCGAAGACUCCAGAGGAGAUUAGGAAGACGUUUAACAUCAAUAAUGACUUCACCCCUGAAGAAGAGGAAGAGGUUCGGAGGGAGAACCAGUGGGCAUUUGAGUAAAGAAUAAAUUUUUGGAAAAGCAAGAAACAGCGAAGACACCCCGGGGAAAAGAAGGAAGAAGAACAAAUGGAUGCAUAAAAAAUAUUAGUGCUUAGUGUUAUGUAUCCCGCACUUUCGAGUAAUCAAUCCAAGUAAUCUUCUAUCGACUC